Triticum aestivum (bread wheat) is the source of this 2824-nucleotide messenger RNA. RefSeq names its product BTB/POZ domain-containing protein At5g47800. The coding region runs from base 767 to 2512 and encodes 581 amino acids. Gene Ontology annotation, molecular function: protein binding. The record is from RefSeq and is a predicted model, not a curated record. Lineage: Eukaryota; Viridiplantae; Streptophyta; Magnoliopsida; Poales; Poaceae. The transcript is spliced from 7 exons.
GAGAGGGAGAGGAGAGAAGCUAUAUAGUAGUAGUACUACUCGUAGGAACAAAUUAACUGUGUGUUGCCGUGUUAACCAUUCGUUGAGAGACCAACAACACCUCGAUCAAGAUCAACUCGGGUUUUCCCCCGGGGCUCAUGAUGCUGCUUUUUUGGCCUAUUGGGAUCGGGAGCGACGUCGAUCGAACCUAGUGAUGGCAAUAAUACACCAGCUAUCCUCCGAUCCGCCGAGUUGUGGGGUCAACAAGAUCCUGGACCCUCUCCCUCCCUCCCUCUCCCCUUUUCUAUUCCUCUCUCUUGAUCUUGAUUGAAAAAUUCACCUCUCACUCAAUAAGUAGAGAAUCUUCAGCGUCGGAUAUCUCUUGAUUGUCAGCAUCCUCCUCUUCUCCCUUCAUAUAACUCCCUCGACCCACUGCACUCAUCUCAUACUGCAACAAUCCCCAACAAUUCUCUCUCUCUCUCUCUCUCUCUCUCUCAACGCAGACGGAGAGAGACAGCCUCCAAGGAGGAGGAGGAAGAAGAAGAAGAAGAAGACUCCAACGCCUCCCCUGCAGCGUCUGGAGCAAAAUUUCUGGAUCUUCUAGGAACUGGACGGCGCAUGCAACCGCCGCUCCUAAAUCCUAAUUAAGAAAAGGGAGGACAGCAAAAGGAGAGGAGGAGGAAGAGCGAAGUCAUGCAUACAUGCAUGAUGGGGCCUUAGGCUUGUGGUGGUGCCUGUGCGAUCAAAAGCAGAGCACCUGUAGCAGGACAUCAAGAAGUUCUAGACAAUGAAGUACAUGAAGCUUGGGUCAAAGCCUGACACAUUCUACACCGAACAAGCCGUCAGGGUUUACUUAUGGCUUGGCAGGUCAGUAGUGUCAGACAUACCUGCUGAUCUUAUCAUACAUGUCAACAAUACAAAGUAUCAACUGCACAAGUUCCCCCUGCUGCUCAAGUGCGGCCUCCUGCAGCGCCUCUGCUCCGACACGGAGGCCGACGAGCAGCUGCCGGUGCCGGUGGCGCUCCACGACAUCCCGGGCGGCGAGGAGGCCUUCGAGAUCUGCGCCAAGUUCUGCUACGGCAUCGCCAUCAGCAUCAGCGCCAGCAACUUCGUGCCGGCGGCGCUGGCGGCGCGGUUCCUCCGGAUGACGGAGCACGUCGCCAAGGGCAACCUCGUCUCCAAGCUCGACACCUUCUUCGAGUCCUGCGUCCUCCACGGGUGGAGGGACUCCAUCGCCGCGCUGCAGGCGGCGUGGCGGAUCUCCGGCUGGUCCGAGAGCCGCAUCGUCCAGCCAUGCGUCGACUCCAUUGUCGAGAAGAUCCUCCUCCCGCCCUCCCAGGUCGCGUGGUCGUACACGUACACGAGGCCGGGGUACGCCAAGAGGCCCCACCAGUCGGUGCCCAAGGACUGGUGGACGGAGGACAUUUCCGAGCUGGACAUCGAGGUGUUCCGCUCGGUCGUCUCCACCGUGCGCGCCACGCGCAUGCUCCCGUCGCCGCUCAUCGGCGAGGCCCUGCACGUCUACGCCUGCAAGCACCUCCCGGACCCGCUCUACACCGGCGGAAGCGCCAACGGCCACGCGUCUCAGAGUCAGAGCUCCUCCUUCACGGCGGCGGCGGCGGCGGCUGAGGAGGCGCUCGCCAAGCAGAGGCGCGUGCUGGAGACCGUCGUCACCAUGAUCCCCGGCGACGUGGGCUCGGUCACGGGACGGUUCCUCCUCCGGUUGCUGCGUGUGGCGAACUACGUCGGCGCGUCCUCGUCGACGCGCGCGCAGCUCAUCCGGCAGGCCGGGUCCCAGCUCGACGAGGCCAAGGCGGUGGACCUGCUCAUCCCGCUGCCGUCGGACCCGCAGGCGUACGACGUCGGCGCGGCGGAGGCCGUGCUGGAGUACUUCUUGGCGCAGUUCCAGCGGCCGGCCGCUCCCGACGAGCGCCGGAGGAUGAGCGUCGCCAUGGAGAAGGUGGUCAGAAUCUUCGACGAAUACCUUAAGACGAUCGCCCUCGACAGUGAGUUUCCCAUCGGCAAGUUCAUCGACCUGGCCGAGUGCCUGCCCGGCAUCGCCCGGAGCGACCACGACGGCCUCUACCGCGCCGUCGACACCUACCUCAAGGAACACCCGGACCUGAGCAAGGCGGACAGGAAGCGGCUGUGCCGGUUGAUCGACUGCCGGAAGCUGUCGCCGGACGAGCGGGCUCAGGCGGUAUCCAAUGACCGGAUGCCGUUGCGGACCAUCGUGCAGCUUCUAUUCGUUGAGCAGGAGAGAACAAUCGGCGCGGGCGGCAGCCAUAGCGUCGCGCCACCGGACCGGGCCUCGGUCGAUGCCGUCUCCAGGCUCGCGGCAACAGGCAGAGAGGACGAAGCGGCGGCCAUGGACCACAGGUCGGACGUGCACCGGCCGCGGCGGGCCGGCCAUGAAGAGCGCGCCCAGGGCGAGGCGGCUGCAAUGACGAGGUCGCUAUCGGCGUCGACGAAGACGGCGGCGAGGAAGGACAGGACGGUGGAAGAGCGGGGGAGCAGGCUGAGGAACAAGUGAAGCGUAGUAACUUGCAAGGAGCUUAGAAUUGAUGGCCAUGGAUGAGCUCCCGAGGAGCGCGCAUGGCCAACUUCUUGCUUCUGAUCCCUUCCCAAUUUGUUGGCAUGCAUACCUGUGAUUCUUGAUCAUUUUUCUUACUCGUAUUGGUUUCAGUGCAUCCCAUUUUUUUGGUGGGAGAUGUGGGGGGCGUCAUGGUUGAGAGAGGGGUACAUUUUUGUAAUUAAAUUAAUGGAUGGAGGAAUAAUAAUCGAGUGGCUAUAAUCAUACAAUCUAGGAGUAGCUCACUAAUCAAAGCUGUCCUUCAUUCUUGAA